CACAAGAAAUCAUCAUGCUAUGCAGCUUCACCAUCCAACAAUCCAUCCACUAUAUCUCAUAUAUGUUUAAAGGAGGAAGACAAUAAGACAGAUGAUCAGAAGGUUGUGGCUGCACUAGUUAACAGUAAAUCAAGUGUUCCUGAAAAAGAUGUAUUAAUCAGCCAGUCUCAAGAUCUUUCUUCAAAUAUACUGGCUACUUCAAGAAGUGUUACAAGUCCAAAAAGUGAAACAUCCCAGAAAAGCAAAGAUAUUAAUUGUUUACACAGUAAAAAAGAACAGAAUGAUGACCCUUUUGGAUUUGAUCAGAUUGGAGAUGAUUCUUCUCCAAAUUCCAAACAAAGUACUGGCACUAAUUCCAAACAAAGUACUGGCACUAAUUCCAAACCAACUACUGGCACUAAUUCCAAACAAACUACUGUCACUAAAUCCAAACCAACUAUUGGAACUAUAUCCAAACCAACUACUGGCACUAAUUCCAAACCAACUACUGACACUAAUUCCAAACCAACUACUAGCACUAAUUCCAAACCAACUACUGGAAUGGAUUUAAGCUCUGAUUUGUCGCAAAAUAUGAAAGAUGACAUUGUUAAUCAGAUUGUGCCAAUGAAAACAGAUAUUGGUGUGGAUUCUCCUAAUCAAAGUUUAGAAAAAGAUGAUGUAACCUUGGAACAAAAGCAAAAUGAAAACCUGGUCUCUUCAAUACUUGAACCAGUGCAAACAAAUAGCAUCAUAACUUCCAGUGCUGUUGUCCAGGACUCAUUUACCAAAGAUAACAAGAAUUUGCAACCUCAAGCAAUAACACCAUGCCCCAUAAAUAAAAACACUUUUAAGGAAAAAACAAAAUCGAAACUCUCUACAAAGAAUCAAAAACAAUUAUCCUCAGUUGUAUCACCCUGCAUGACAAGCACUUCAAACUCUGAUAACAAGAAAACAAAUGCUACAUGUACAUUGAAUACUCUUCAAAGCAUAGAAUCAAUAGAAGAAGAUAAGAAACCAGCCACUCAACAAGCUAACUUUAUUAUCAACAAAACUGAGAAUGAUGUAACAUCAAAUCGUGCCUCAGUCAUCAAGUAUAUAGAUAGAAAGUGUGGCUCUAAAGUGAAAACAAGUUUUGACUCACUAGGUGAUUCUAAAGACAAAAGUGUCACUAGUCCUACAGGUAGUCUUCCAUUUUCAGUCAGCCAGUUGCUAGAAUUUCACAAAACAUCGGCUCAAGCAGCUGUUAAGGUAUUUGAAGAACAAAACAAUUCUGCAUUGGAUGUCCAUGGUAAUCCUCAGCUGUCACAAGAGAAAGCCAAAGGAAUGAAAAGGAAAAGGAAAAAACGAGACAAGGUUUUUCCAGAAUGUGAAGGAAAAACUCCAGAAAAAAGUUCUAGUCAGAGAACUUUACAGCUACCUGGUGCUCAAAAACUUUUUUCUGGACCACAUCAAGACAACUCUCCUGAUAGCAAAACAACCAUCAGUUCAAGCCAGGAUUUGGUGAGCAGAUUCUUGGGACAUGAAGGCAAGAGCAAAUUUUUCCCAGAGUUAAAUAUUGUAGYAACUAGCCAGUCCUUAUCACAGGAAGCAUUGCAAAGUAAAAAUGCUAUUAACAUUCCAAAAAUUGAAAAGACAACUUSUGAACAGAAUAAAAGUAGAGCUGUAGAAGAACAGAAAUGUCAUGACUGGAGAAUGACUAGAGAAAACAGAAGUCUUACUUUGAACUCUGAAAAACCAUCCCAGAAAGAAGUUUCAAAGUCAAGUGUACCUGUCAACUUUGUAGCAGAUCAAACAGUUAGGAGCUUAACAACUGUCAAUCGUGCUCAGGAACCUGUGGCCCUCUCAAGUUUAAUUGGAACUGAGCAAAACGUUGAACAAAUCAGAAGAGAAGACUCUGAAGAUGACAUGAGCAAAGCCCUAUCAGAACAAAGAAGGCAAAGAAAGAAAAGUAGAAAAGUGUUAGAAAAUGAAAGYAUGGACGAAAGCAAUGAAAAAAGAAAACCAAAGUCAAAUAGUGAGCCAAGGAAACGUAAAAAGGSCAAAUUAGUAGACAAAGAUAAUAGCAAGAACAUGGAUGGAAGUGAUAAUGGGGAAACAAAACCUGAUGUGGUCAAGGUUACAAAGAAAAGAGUUAGAAAGAAAGAUAAAGAAGAGUCUCUAGAUAAGGAAAGUAGUCUUCUAGUUGACCCAAAAGAUAAGGUUCAAAGAGAAAUCUUUUCAUCUGAGCAAACAUCUCAAGAAGCRGACUGCAAAAGUAUAAAAGGGGAACUUCAGGCAGAUUCAGAAGUCAAGGUUGUGAGUGAGAAAGUGAAGCCAGAAGAUGAACAAAAAGAAAACAAUGAAAAGACACAUUGCAAUCAAGAAAGCAAGAUUGACUUACAGAGUCAAGAAAAUGARUCUUUCAAACCAGUGCUUCAAAGAUCAUGGAGUGAAGACACCAUUGAGCUGAAUUUAGARUGUGGAGAGAGAAUGAAUGAUGUUACCAAUGAGAAUGACAGUGUAGAUUUAUCUGCAACAAAGUAUAGUUUGCCUGAAGAUACAAACAAUGCUGUUCCUGAUGAGAAAGGCAAGAGCAUUGUAUUUCAUGGAGUUUCAACAAUAAAAGAUGAGUGCAUAACUGAGGAAAAACCCCUGAAAGAAAUUAUUGAUAAGCUUGCAGCCAAAAAGAAGAUUGGUAAUAAAAAGCCACACAAGAGAAAGAGAACCCAGGAGAAUUCUGAAGGUCAAGAAAUAAAGAAGAGAAAGGUGAAAGAGCCAGCAGAGGAAUUUUUUAUACAGAGUGACAACUGUGCUAUGUUUCCUAAGUUACCAAGAUGUAGAGACUGCAGAGACAGAGAAGAUGACACUGGGUUAUCACCAACUCAAAAUUGCUGUAGAUUUGCCUUGUUUAGAAGACUAAAGAAAAAGAGGAGAUCUGGUAAAAUUCAUGUUGCUGGAUUCAUGAUGCCCGAAAAUGCAGAGCAAGAAGAUUUAACUCCUUGGAUUGCUUCUGAUGAUGUGUCCAGUAUGCUUAGCAAGGAUGGGGCUCAUUAUAUUCUAAGCAACAUUGCUGAUGAAUUUUGCUCAUUGGUCCAAGAGGAGAAAGGAGCUAAGAAUUCCAGAGGAGACGGAGCUGUCAUAUCAUACAAAAGAGCUGUCGGUGGAUUCCGUGAAAUGUGUGAUGCCUGUGCCACCACCAUAUUUAACAUACAUUGGGUGUGCCACAGAUGUGGAUUUGGAGUUUGUCUGGAUUGUUACAACUUGAGAGUCCAAGAAAAGAUAAACACACCACAAUUUGGUAGAAAGAUGUUUCAGUUUAAAUGGUUCCAUUGUAUUCCUGGUUUAUCACAUCAGCCAAAGAACCUCACAAUAGCACAGAUCAUACCAAAAGAAGUUCUCAAUGAUCUGUCUGAUAAACUCCACCAAAUUCGCUCAAGAUGGAAUAUAGGAAAAGAUUGUCCUUGUCAGUAUAAACAGCUAAACAGAGGAGAAGACCCUGAAGAAAGCAAACCAGAGUUGGCUGAUGGUUUGAAUCAUGUAUGUAAAAUGCUUCCCACAAGUCCCAAAGCUGAACUAAAAUCAGAUCCUGAAAAUCAAGAAACCAAAAAAACACUGAUGGAAAAAGUUAGAGAACGAAUUAAAGAAAGAAUGGGGGCCAACAAAAUUGAAGAAAAUGGUACAAAUCCAUCAUCUAAUUUCGAUGAAACCAAACAUGAAAAAGAACAUAAAAAACCUAGUGAUGAAAGUGAACAAAUAACACACGGUAGCGGUAAAGUAUCUCAAACCACUUUAGAUGAGAACAAGAUUACAGAUGAACAGAAAUGCACUGGUGCUUCUCAAACUGUUACACUAAUUGGUGCUUGUUCAGAAAGUCCAAAGGGGAUUUUGCCCACUGGAGAUAAAGAUUUAAUCAAAGAAGAAAAGAGAAGCAGAGAAGAACUGGUAAACAACACACUAGAAGGUCUAAGUGGUUUUUCAAGUGGACUCACAUUGCUUCAAAAUUAUGAUUCUUCAUCAGAAGACUCACCAGAAAACAGUCCUCAGACAUGUCUUGAGCAACCAGGGCCAACAAACAGUGCUUUUGAUUUCAAUUUAGGAUUGCUUGCUUUAGUUGCCAGCAAAAGAACUGAAGACCACCGCUUUGGGCAGCAGUUGGAUAACAAAGAAGAUGUUCUUCCUGCUGUGGAUAAAGGAGUAGAAGAACAAAAGCUAAUGAAUUGGUUCAAGAAAGAAACAUCUGAACAAAUUAGUAUCAAAACAGAAAAUGAUGUCUCUUCUAAUAAUGCUGUGACAGCCACCAAAGGUGAAGCAAGCUGCUCCAGUAUAACCUCAGAUAACAUGGGUACUAGGGACCAUACACAGCCAUCACUUUCAGUGGAAGAAUAUCCAGCUCCACAUUCCUUCAUGUGUAACAGACGGUUGUUAAGACUACACGAACCWCAUCAUCCUGGAAACCAAGAUGCUUUUGCUAAGAGAUGGAUAGAAGGAAAGCCAAUUCUUGUCAGCAAUAUUGACAAAUUACUGGAUAGAGACCUAUGGUCACCAGAAUCCUUUGAAAAAGAAUUUGGGGAAGAGAUAGCAGAUGUAGUUAAUUGUCGUACUGGAAAGACAGUAGAAAACUUCCGUGUUGGUGACUUUUGGAAAGGAUUUGAAUGUGUGAAAGAACGAGCAUUAGACAGUAGUGGAGAACCAAUGCUUCUUAAACUUAAGGAUUGGCCUCCAGGAGAUGAUUUCUGUGAAAAGCUGCCAUCUCGGUUCCAAAACCUGAUGGACAACAUUCCUUUGCCAGCUUACACACGAAGAGAUGGACUAAGAAACCUUGCUUCAAGGCUCCCAAGCUUCUUUGUUAAACCUGACCUGGGUCCUAAGAUGUACAAUGCUUAUGGAUCAGCAGCACAUCCUAAUGAAGGGACCACAAAUUUACAUAUAGAUAUGUCUGAUGCUGUAAAUAUUAUGGUUUAUGUUGGUGUUCCAAGAGAUGAAGGUGCAGGAGAAAAAGAAAGAGCAGCUGCUAUCAAAGCUGUUGACAUUGCUUGUGAUGAGAUACAGCAACAGAGGGUUAGAAGAGAAACAGCACGAAUUGGUGCUUUGUGGCACAUUUUUGAAGUGGAUGAUGCUGACAAAAUAAGAGAAUUUCUAUUGGAGGUGGGAAAAGAGCGCAAAUUGAAGUACUCUACUCACCAUGACCCCAUACAUGACCAGUGUUUCUAUUUGGAUGAAGAAUUGCUUGAAAGAUUAAAAAGRGAUCAUAAUGUAGAGGGGUAUGCUAUUUGCCAGUGUUUAGGGGAUGGUGUAUUCAUACCUGCAGGAGCACCUCACCAGGUCCGUAAUCUUUACAGCUGUGUGAAAAUAGCUGAAGACUUUGUUUCUCCAGAGCGCAUUGGACAAUGUUUUAAAACUACUCAAGAGUUCAGACAUUUAUCAGAUAAACAUACAAAUCAUGAAGACAAACUACAGAUYAAGAAUAUUAUAUACCAUGCUGUAAAGGAUGCUGUUUCUGUUCUAGAGCAUCAUGAAAAACUUUUACAGGAACAGAACAAUACUAUAAUAGAUUCAUGAUUAAGAUUUUCCGAAAAUUCAUAGUUAGUAACUGUAAUCUCUGUAUUGAUCAAAUCAAAGCUUUUUACAUUCUCAAAAAUAAUGUACUUCUAACUUUUUGAAACUGCCAUCAUUUGAUAGAAUACUAAUGAGUAGAUAAUUCUGGAAUUCUUUGAAUUUUUAAGUUCUGCCAUGAAACAUUUGAGUAUUUUAUGUCUCUUUAUACAUGUAUCAAACUAAAUAUAGAGAUACCAAUAGUACAUAGAUUUGUGCUAUUUAUUAGUAAAUGCUUAAUAUUAUUACAUCAUAUAAUGAUAAUGGGGAUAUUGAUGUACAUGUAUUAUAUCAAUAUUUGCACGUAAUUCCCUAGUGCCCAUUGGAACAUGCUAAAAACAAAAUGUAGGUCCGUAGAGUUUUAGUUCCUAUAUUAUAAUGGAAAUAUGUACAUGAUGGAUUUAUUUAUUUUUUUAAAAAAGUAUAGCGCAGGCAUUAAACAUUUAACUUGGAUGUUGCUAAUUAUGUGUGUGUUUUCUGAUGAUUCUUACACCUUGAUUUUUAUUUACUAGAUUUUCUUUCACAGGAUUAAUAAACUCAAUUUCCUUGGUUGAUUUACUAAUAAUAGAAGUCUACUCUUUAUAAGAACUCUCUGUGAGACAAUGUUGUAUUAGUUUGCACAAUUCUGUUAGCAAACUAAUUAAUUUUUAUUUUGUCUGAUGAUAUAAUUGCACUCUAUAGUAAAUGAACUCUAGUCAUAUUAUCACAUGUAGGCUUAUAUUUGUUUGAUCUACUUAUUGCAGUCAAAGCAUUUGUUACUGAAGGGUUUAGCUCAUUUUCUUUUACACGAAAUAGGGUGAGACCAAAACCAUUAUAAUAUCAAUUUCCACCAAUAAAAAUAUAUAGGGUAAAACACAUGCUGUGAUUGGCUGAUGACUGUUGAUUGUUGUUCAGACUACCCUGCAUAGCGUCCCUAAAGGGAUUGUGGAGGGCCGAGAUUUCUCCGCUCAGCCCUCCCCCUGCUCAGGCUAGUUCAGGCAGGACAAAAAAGAAAAACAAAGCAAACAUAUAAUAAAUUGAGUGUUCAUUAAUCUUGUUAUCAGACAGUGUAAAUACUGGGCAGUCAAAUUAGAAGAGUUCUCUUUUGGAAAGAUAAAAGAGGAAACUAGGGUCUUGGGUUAUAACACAUAUUUACAUAUUUUGUAUUCAUUAUUAAAUACUUUUGUAAUAGAAAAAGAAACUGAAGGUUUUACUGCAUGUCACUUAUAGAAAUAACAUUAGCACUCUUCUCAAUCUGGGCAUUAAGAUUUGUCACAAACUUCCAUGURUGUAGCUGGCAAUAGGAUGUGGCUGCUAUAUAUUACAUGUAUGUUUUCAAUGAAUAUAUUUAGGUAUGUAUUGCAAUGUAUUGACUGAUUUCAAGAUUUUUUUGAAAAUAAUAAACUAUUUUUGUACUAUUA
Exaiptasia diaphana is the source of this 6950-nucleotide messenger RNA. RefSeq lists its product as uncharacterized. The record is from RefSeq and is a predicted model, not a curated record. Gene Ontology annotation, cellular component: chromatin; histone deacetylase complex. Bases 541 to 5517 code for a protein of 1658 amino acids. Lineage: Eukaryota; Metazoa; Cnidaria; Anthozoa; Actiniaria; Aiptasiidae. The transcript has 27 exons. Gene Ontology annotation, molecular function: transcription coregulator activity; chromatin DNA binding; histone H3K9 demethylase activity. Gene Ontology annotation, biological process: regulation of transcription by RNA polymerase II.